Messenger RNA from Suillus subaureus, 270 nucleotides. RefSeq lists its product as uncharacterized. The record is from RefSeq and is a predicted model, not a curated record. The transcript has a single exon. NCBI's taxonomy places the organism in Eukaryota, Fungi, Basidiomycota, Agaricomycetes, Boletales, Suillaceae. Bases 1 to 270 code for a protein of 89 amino acids.
AUGACUAUCUAUGUGAGUGGCAGUACAAGACUGAGGACUACUUGGACUUGCUCUGUCUGCCCAAAGGAUGGAGUCUACAAAUGUCACAGCUGCAUGGGUAAGCUGCUCUUCUGCACUCAUUGCUAUAGGAUAGUUCAUAGCUACAUGCCAUUUCAUUGGAUUAGUCAAUGGACUGGGGGAUUCUUUGAGGACACUUCCUUGACAAAGAUCGGGCUGGAAAUCCACCUUGGUCACCAGGGAAAGCCUUGCCCUGAAGUGACUGAAGAGUGA